Molecule: messenger RNA, 1795 nt
Organism: Sycon ciliatum
Lineage: Eukaryota; Metazoa; Porifera; Calcarea; Leucosolenida; Sycettidae
Product: PI-PLC X domain-containing protein 3-like
Exons: 2
Coding region: 99-1097 (332 amino acids)
Biological process (GO): lipid metabolic process
Molecular function (GO): phosphoric diester hydrolase activity
Source: RefSeq, a predicted model, not a curated record
ACUUUUUGGCAGUUUUCAGCUCAUUACGAGUUCAAAUCUGCUUACAUUUAUAGUUUGGGGUGGGAAGUAAGAAAACUGAGAAUGAAGUGUCGUCCACAAUGGACAGCAAGCCGUUUUGGAUGAAAGCGCUGGCUGACGAAUAUCCUGCAUUUGCGGAGAGGUGCCUUGCAGAGAUUUCCAUCCCUGGUUCUCAUGAUUCGGCGUCGCACAACAUCCAUGCAGCAUCUCCACUUGCCCCAGACAGCUUGGACUGGGUACGAAGCCUAGCUGCUGUAGCUGGACAGUCUGUUGUGCAGUCCUACUACGCACCGUGGUCGAAGUGCCAGAACUAUGGCAUCUUCACUCAGCUGCUUAAUGGCAUUCGCUAUCUGGACUUGAGAGUUUGCUUUGUGAAUAACGAACUGUGGUGCUGCCAUGCACAGAUCUCAGUGGCCGUCAGUGAAGUGCUGGCGGAGAUAAAGCAAUUUAUAACUGAAGUCGGUGUCGACGAAGUGCUGCUGCUCGACUUCAACCACUUUUAUGACAUGGACCGAGACUCGCAUGCACGCCUCUGCCACAUGAUACAGUCGGCGUUUGGCGAUAAGAUAUGCCUGCCAUCGGAGCGUACCACUGCGGUUACACUGUCGGAUAUCUGGAAUACGCAACAGCGCAUCAUUGUCCUUUACAAUAACCCUGUAGAGGUGGCUUCUUACCCAUGGCUGUGGUAUCACAGAGACCUGGUGUCCUCGCCGUGGCACAACACACCCGAUACGGACGUUCUCCUGCAGAGAAUGUCGGACCAGUGGCAGCGCUGGGUGGUGCGGCCCAGCUUUGACAAGUUCACAAUCACGCAGACACAGUGUUCGCCCAACUCGACGCUCGUCACAUCCAACUUCUUCAAGCUCUGUGCGUCUGUGACUGUGAAGUGUGUGGAGGACAUGGCAAAGGUCACACAGCCACCAGUCUGUGAAUGGCUGGCGAACCGCCGCAAACUGGCCCCACCGGGUAGCAAAUGGACAGGUGUCAACAUUGCUAUUGCAGAUUUUGUUGAUGUGUUUGAUGGUAAGUGGAUUGAUGCUGUCAUCAGCUUGAAUCUACCUGAAGCUGAUACUAAAUAGGCACCUCUGUAAAACUGCCAUACUACUACCCCACAUGUACAUGUACAUGUACAUGUACAUGUGCAUGUACAUGCACCUGACAGCCUGCAUCUGAUUUUAUUAUUUUCACUUUCUUACAACUUCCAUAACUUCCAUAGCCAGCUUCCAGUUUAUUUUUAUUAUCGUAGCCUCCAAGUACUCAAUUUGUGGGCAGUAUGUAUUUUAGAAGGCGCUCGCUCUAAUCGCUUGUCAUUCCGCCUACACAUACUCCCGGUAUUUAUGUGCGACGCUGGCGUCAUCUCCGCAAUUCGGCUCAUCCAUGAAGAAAUGUUAGCGCGCCGUCAUGUGUGACCAUGUGGGUCGUAAAUUGUUUUGUGAAUGGGCUAUCCGCUGUGUUCAUCUUUGGUACGAUAUUUGCAUUACCCCAGACUACACUGAAAACUAAAGAUAAGCGUGCUUUAAAGCCGACUUAUCUUCCUUACUUGCGCAUCCUAUCUCCCCUCUCCCUGGUAUGUGUCUAUUCUUAUGUAGUACGAGUGUAGUACGAGUGUACUUCUAGGCUUAUAUUCGGAACCAAUAGUUCUUUUAUCAGCUGCCAAGCACAGUUCAUUUUAUAUUCACGGUACAUUGUUACGCCUUCCACUGCUUUCAUCAUAUUUUGUUAUUUAUUCCCACGACGCUGUGCAACACCUUUCUGCAUUGUAAAUAAGAAAGCCAGA